Molecule: messenger RNA, 2188 nt
Organism: Melitaea cinxia (Glanville fritillary)
Lineage: Eukaryota; Metazoa; Arthropoda; Insecta; Lepidoptera; Nymphalidae
Product: E3 ubiquitin-protein ligase RFWD3-like
Exons: 1
Coding region: 1-1860 (619 amino acids)
Biological process (GO): interstrand cross-link repair; protein ubiquitination
Cellular component (GO): nucleus
Molecular function (GO): ubiquitin protein ligase activity; protein binding
Source: RefSeq, a predicted model, not a curated record
AUGGACGAAGAUUCCCAAGAAGACUCUGACCGAGUAGAAACACCGUUAAGAAUCAUUCCAGGACCGGUAGAAUGGGAGGACUCGAACUCUCUGGCGCCACCAGAUCUCGUGCAAGAUAACAAUGCUCAAAAUAGUGACAUUGAAGCAACUACUUCUAGCAAUAAUGAAGCAAGUAAUGAACCAAGGGAUUUUAAUUGGCGGCCAAAUAUGGGAGUCGAUAAUGACAACUCCAACUCCUCUCAAGUGCGAUACUCUGAAGCCGGAGCUACGGUACGAGAACUGGCUCCCCUCGUUCCUUGGAGACCAGGUCUCGGCAUCAAUGAUGACUCUAGUUCUGCUUUUGAACAUUCAGAGGAAAGUAACACAGAAACCGUAAAUCAAGAAUCAGUCAGUCUAGCAUCAUUCCCGGACGCUGAUACCAAGAAAGAUGAAUCUCUAGACGAACCUCCCGCUAAAGUUAGGAAAAUAAGUUCGCCGAUUCGUAACGAUGACAUGGAUGGUGAGACUUGCCCAAUUUGUUUAGACACUUGGGGCAACUCUGGAGACCAUCGAUUGGUGGCUCUGAAAUGUGGUCAUUUAUUCGGCGCGCAGUGCGUUGAAAGGUGGUUGAAGGCUCAGAGCACAAAAGACAGAUCCUGCCCGACUUGUAAGAGCAAGGCGACUUUGAAAGAUUUGAGAUUUAUUUAUGCUAGAAAAUUGGUGGCGGCGGAUACGACGCAAAUGACGACAUUACAAAAGCAGAUAGAAAACCUUCAAGCUGAAAAAAGUAGAACAGAACUGGAACUCCAAAAGUCUAGAAUAGCUUAUCGGGCCUGUGCGCUGCAGUUAGAAGUCCUCAGAAGUACCCUGAUGAAGAGUCAAGGUACAAAAGAACAAGCUCCGAGACGGUCUUGGCGGUUCGCGUUGGAGAAAAAUAUUGAGAUAUGCAAAAACAGUGACUGUAGAGUCCUGACAUUUAAUAACAGAACUUGCGAAAUAUAUGUGUCCCAGAAGAGCAACACUAGUCUUUUUCCCGGUUAUGGUAUUAGAAAGAUCAGCUGUGUUGAUUAUAAACUUGGCCAGUUCGUUAAUUUGCACGUAAAACCAAUAAGAGAUGUGAAAUAUUCGCAGCCAAGGGAUUUGCUUCUAAGCGUGGGACUGGACAGUGCGGCGCGAAUCGUUGAAAGGGGCAUCCCAAGUAUGUCCAUACAAUGCGGCCAGUCUUUAUGGUCUUGCUCAUGGGACUUCUUGCGCAGUCACGAGUUCUACGUGGGCGGUCAAGGAGGCGUGGUCCACCAUUAUGAUGUCAGGAAUCCGAGAACGUAUAUGCAUACAAUGAACGCUCCAGGAGACCUGUCCCCGGUUGUCUCGCUGUGUUCGACGGAAUAUGGCCUACUGACUUGUCAGCUAAACUCCAGUUGGCUUUGGGUAGCUAAUACGGGGGAAAGGGAGCCCCGACCGUUGCCAGUCGACGGUCCCUUUAUGUCCCUUAGAUAUGAUAAUGAAUCUCAUAGAGCACUUUUGUCUCGUCGAGGGGGUGUUAAUGAGAGAUCAAGACUGACGUUAUGUAGACUGAAGGCAAGCGUGCCCAGCGGCGAGAUAGUUUUCGACGUGGAUCAGACGUUCCCUGGUUCACAUCGGUCAGCACUCAUGUCCAGGAGUGCGUUCGUUAAAGCUCCUGGACAGACAUGGGUAGCCGCCCAUUCGGAGAGUGACUCGGCUCUUUACCUCCACGGCCUAGAUGGUGCGAGGACCCUGUCCCUCCCGGCUGCUGAACCAGUUCUAGAUGUAUGCUCUACUCAGAUGAAUGGGGAAACAAUACUGGCAGCGCUGUCUGAAUCCAGACUCAGACUGUACAGAGCCAUACCGACUAACUUGUGACGGACGAUCUAUUAAUCACAUUGUUAUCAAGGACAUUUAAGUUUGUUUUAUUUGAACGGGACUUACCGAUCAUUACCAAUAUUUCGAUGAUAGCAGUGCCAUGGUCACGGGAUGACAGUGUGGGGGUUUGAUGGUCAUGGUAAAUCCUGUUUAAAUGGCAGUGUUAAUUGUGACGGUUAAAAGAAAAAAACUGAGAAAUAGUUUUGUAAGUCUUUGUUUUAAUUUAAAUUAACUGUUGUGGAAAUCUUUAUGUGCUGAAUAUCUAGUUUUUUUAGUGAUUUUUGUUGUAUAAUUGUGUUGUAAUUUAAUAAAAAUAUCUAUUUUUUUU